GAGAGCUGGUUUGCGUUUCCCAAGGGCGGCGGCAGCGGCGGCGGAGCAGCAGCAGCAGCAGGGUCCGAAUCGGAGCGGCCACAGCUCCGGGCGUGUGCGCCCCGCGCGGAGCGGGCUCGGGUUCCCCACGGAAUGUCCCCGGGGCGCCCGGCGCGCUGACCCCGCGGCCGCCCCCUCCUUCGGCGCCUGCUGCCUCCCUCGGGCGAGCUUGGUGUUCGGGACUGCGAGCUUCCCGGCUCUUGGGCAGUGGGGAAGCCCCCGGGGGCGGGUGACCUUAGCUCGCCACGACCCAGCCCUCCCCCGUGCGUAUCUCGCUUAAGAUGGCAGCGGAGUCAGGGGAACUAAUCGGGGCUUGCGAGUUCAUGAAAGAUCGGUUAUAUUUUGCUACUUUAAGGAAUAGACCAAAAAGCACAGUAAAUGCCCACUAUUUCUCCAUCGAUGAGGAGCUGGUCUAUGAAAAUUUCUAUGCAGAUUUUGGACCUCUGAACUUGGCAAUGGUGUACAGAUACUGCUGUAAACUGAACAAGAAACUAAAAUCAUACAGUUUAUCAAGAAAGAAAAUAGUGCACUACACCUGUUUUGACCAACGGAAAAGAGCAAAUGCAGCAUUUUUGAUAGGUGCCUAUGCUGUAAUCUAUUUAAAGAAGACACCAGAAGAAGCCUACCGAGCACUCCUGUCUGGCUCAAACCCCCCCUAUCUUCCAUUCAGGGAUGCUUCCUUUGGAAAUUGCACUUACAAUCUCACCAUCCUCGACUGUUUGCAGGGAAUCAGAAAGGGAUUACAACAUGGAUUUUUUGACUUUGAGACAUUUGAUGUGGAUGAAUAUGAACAUUACGAGCGAGUUGAAAAUGGUGACUUCAACUGGAUUGUUCCAGGAAAAUUUUUAGCAUUUAGUGGACCACAUCCUAAAAGCAAAAUUGAAAAUGGUUACCCUCUCCACGCCCCUGAAGCCUACUUUCCUUAUUUCAAAAAGCAUAAUGUGACUGCGGUUGUGAGGCUGAACAAAAAGAUUUACGAGGCGAAGCGCUUCACGGACGCGGGCUUUGAGCACUACGACCUCUUCUUCAUAGACGGCAGCACGCCCAGCGACAACAUCGUGCGCAGGUUCCUAAACAUCUGCGAGAACACGGAGGGGGCGAUCGCGGUUCACUGCAAAGCUGGUCUUGGAAGAACAGGGACGUUGAUAGCCUGUUAUGUAAUGAAACACUACAGGUUUACACAUGCUGAAAUAAUCGCUUGGAUCAGAAUAUGCCGGCCGGGCUCCAUUAUAGGACCCCAACAGCACUUCCUGGAAGAAAAACAACCAUCAUUGUGGGUCCAAGGAGACAUUUUCCGAUCCAAACUGAAAAAUAGACCAUCCAGUGAAGGAAGUAUUAAUAAAAUUCUCUCUAGCUUAGAUGACUUGUCUAUUGGUGGGAACUUACCUAAAAUGCAAAACCUGGAAAGAUUUGGAGAGAAUAAUUUAGAAGAGGAUGAAGAUGUGGAAAUAAAAAACAGUAUAACCCAGGGAGACAAACUCCGUGCCUUAAAAAGUCAGAGACAGCCACGCACCUCACCGUCCUGUGCAUUUAGGUCAGAUGAUAUGAAAGGGCACCCAAGAUCAAUGUCCCAGCCUUUCAGAUUAAGUUCUUCCUCGCAAGGAUCUGUGCCUAUUUUGAAGACAUCAAAAGUGGCUUUGUCCCCUUCACCCACUGCCAAGAGGAUAAAUAGAGUUUCUUUGUCUUCAGGGCCCAGCUUAAGAAGCUUUUCCAUAAACUCCAGGCUAGCCAGUUCUCUAGGGAACUUGAACGCUGCAACGGAUGAUCCAGAGAACAAAAAGACCUCCUCGCCCUCUAAGGCAGGUUUCGCAGCCAGCCCUUUCACCAACCUCUUGAAUGGCAGCUCCCAGCAGACCACCAGAAAUUACCCUGAAGUCAACAACAACCAGUGCAGCAGCGGCGUCGGUGGGGCCAACAUGAACAGCAGCCCAGGGCCCCACAGCGCCAAGACUGAGGAGCACACCAGCAUCCCCAGACCCUCCUACACCGGGCUUUCUUCUUCUUCAGCGAGAUUCCUGAGCCGUUCCAUCCCUUCCCUUCAGUCUGAAUAUAUUCAUUACUAAGGCCUUGCCACUCCGGUGAAUGCUGUUCCACCCUCACACACAAUUUCUUCAUCUGGACCAGCAAAGUAGAGGGAAAGCAGCUUCUUGCUGGAAGAGUAUCUCUGCCUUCUUACCUUAAAUUAAAGAGAGCCCUAAGAUUACACCGUCAAGAGACUUGAAACCAAAAAACUGGUUCAUGACUACUGUAACUGCACUGAGACUAUGUUUAUGGAGAUUUCAACACUUUUUAAGACACUUUUAAUGUUGAAUUUGGUAUUUUGAAAGGUUAUUUUCAAUGUAUUUCAGUAAUACAUUUAUUAUUACAUUUACAUGUACAGUGUUAACAUUAUGUAUGUAUUGUGAACUUUAAAAGACUAUUUUGAUAAAUUUAUAAAUAUAUCAAAUUAUGUAAAAAUCUAGACUAUAUUUUGAUUUAGAUGUUCGUGUUACCAAAAAUUUGUAUUUUAAAUUUGUUUAGCUUUAGUAUGGUUUUGUCUACGAUGAAUAAAUAAUUCCUCCUUAUUAAGAAAGAAGAAGGGAGAAAGUUUUAGACAGUGGUUUUUAUGCUCGUGCUAGGAAAUACAGCAGAUCAGUUCAUUCUUUGGGGAAGUCAGUCUAAUUUAACCCAGUUUAUCCAAGUUCAUCUCUACCAAGAGAAUAAUCUUCUGAUAUGGCUUAUUUAGGACAAUUUCCUUUCCUUUUGUUUUUCCUGCUGAGCCAAUUAAAUUAGUUUUGUAUCCUCAGGGCCUUUUAAAAAACUGAGCAUACAGUCGAAAAUCAGAAUUCACUGAAUAUUUCUCCUGAAAGCAUGGUGUUUCUCUAUGAAAUGACUCAACAUUCCAAAUGCUUUUAUGUCUUUCUCCCUUUUAAAAGAGUACUUAACCCAAAUAAAAUAUCCUACUUUUGGUACGAAGUUGUUGUUGCCUGUAAUCCCACAUGGUCUGAAAUCAGUUUUAAAUCAAUGAAGGAAAAAAAAGGUGGAAAAGAUGCUGCUAAGUAGUUCGCUUUAUUAAAGUAGAUACUUUUAAAACAGAAUACAGCUUCCCUGACGCACAUGCGUAUCUGGAACGUAACAUGAAAAUGAAAGAACCCCUUACAGGUACGCGUAGCCCUUUCAUGUAAUCUCAUAUUUAGGUGGUCAGAGGAGUUGGGGAGCCUCAGAUCCUGAUUGCCUCCCAGGCUGUUUAAAAAUGGACUACUCCAACCUUGCAAGGGCUAGUUAAAUGAAUUCAUGUGAAGUGUUUACUCUCAACCACUGAGUUAUUUAUAAUGUAUUUAUUAGGAGGGGAACCUUGAGUUUAUUAGCUAUGCUUCAGCAAGCCAUUUUUGUUCAUGUUUUAUGUUUUUUAUAAAAGGCAUUUGAAUGAAUGUUUAACUCAGGUUUGUUCAUUUAACCUUCCAUAACUGCAGUACCAAAAAUUGCACUCAACUGAUGAAAGAAAUGAAUCGUAUGUUAUGGGAGUCAGAAAUUAAAAUAAGUGGAAUUAAACCGUUUAUCUUUUCUAAAGCUGAAAAAGUAAAAUAUUUUAUUAUGAAUUAUUGUAAAAAAAAAUCCUGGUUAUUUGUAUAGGAAGAUGAUAGUAUUUUUUUCAGAUUAUUACUAAAAAGUCAUUCAGAUGACAUUGGAAAAAUAGGGGAAAGGGAACCAUGUUGACAGUUUUCGUCUGUGAACACUAAUGUGUGUGCAGCUAUUAAAAUGAUUGUAAAGUUGACUACUAUAAAUUUUCUAUCCUUGUGUGUGUCACAUGUAUCUACAUGUGUAUGUCUUAAAAUUAUUUUACACACGUACGUACACAGACACACCAAGACAUAGAUGUAUAUAAUAUAGAAAGUAUAUAGCAAAGUAAUUCUACUCCAAUAAUAAAAAUUGUUUGACAUGUAUUUUGUUAUGAACAGUUUAUCUUCCAAAAGAUAUUUUGUUCUAUUUUAAAGUGUAGAAGAAUACACUGCUAAUAAAUAAUAAAAGUUUUAUGCAAUUUA
This is a messenger RNA of Nycticebus coucang (slow loris), 4061 nucleotides long. It is a transcript of the gene CDC14A, whose product is annotated as cell division cycle 14A. The transcript has 16 exons. Gene Ontology annotation, cellular component: spindle pole; centrosome; mitotic spindle. Gene Ontology annotation, molecular function: protein tyrosine/serine/threonine phosphatase activity; protein serine/threonine phosphatase activity. Gene Ontology annotation, biological process: microtubule cytoskeleton organization; regulation of exit from mitosis; cilium assembly. The record is from RefSeq and is a predicted model, not a curated record. The coding region runs from base 321 to 2102 and encodes 593 amino acids. NCBI's taxonomy places the organism in Eukaryota, Metazoa, Chordata, Mammalia, Primates, Lorisidae.